This is a messenger RNA of Eruca vesicaria subsp. sativa (arugula), 1285 nucleotides long. The record is from the annotation of a GenBank genome assembly. Lineage: Eukaryota; Viridiplantae; Streptophyta; Magnoliopsida; Brassicales; Brassicaceae.
AAAAAACGUGGGACCCAAGAGACCUUGCUGUAACAAGCAUAGUGUUUCAUUUUGAUACGCAGAUUCAUCAAAAUCUCUUAUCUUCUUCUUAUUCACCACUGAUUGUUCCUCAACAACUUGUCAAAUCAUUUCUUUAUUACAUCAUCUCCCCUAUUCUUGGUUACUUCUUCUCCAAGAUCCAUUCCACAUUCAACUUUAUUUCCUGCUAAGGCAAACAAAGUCAGAUUCAGAUCUUCUUCAUUUUAAAACCAAGAAUCAAGAACUGUGUGUUUUGGAAAAUAUGAAGAUACAAUGUGAUGUGUGUGAGAAAGCUCCAGCGACGGUGAUAUGUUGUGCCGACGAAGCAGCUCUGUGCCCUAGAUGCGACGUUGAGAUUCAUGCAGCUAACAAACUCGCAAGCAAGCACCAACGCCUUCAUCUCAAUGCUCUCUCCACCAAGUUCCCUCGUUGCGAUAUAUGCCAAGAGAAGGCAGCUUUCAUAUUCUGUGUUGAGGAUAGAGCUCUGCUUUGCAGGGACUGUGAUGAAUCCAUCCAUGUUGCUAACUCUAGAUCUGCUAAUCACCAGAGGUUCUUAGCCACUGGGAUUAAAGUGGCUCUGAGCUCAAGUAGUUGCUGUAAAGAAACAGAUACGAAUCAACCUGAGCCUUCCAAGAAGCAACAGAAAGCUAAGGAGAUUCCAGCUAAAACCAUAAGCCAGCAACAACCUUCUUCUGCUACUACUCCUCUUCCGUGGGCAGUUGACGAUUUCUUCCACUUCUCUGAUCCUGAGACUACCGAUAAGCAGAAAGGACAGCUUGAUCUUGGGGAGUUAGAGUGGUUUUCAGACAUGGGUUUCUUCAGUGAUCAGAUAAGUCAGGAGAGUCUUCCUGUAGCUGAAGUCCCCGAGCUUUCUGGACCGCAUUUAGGAAAUGUUCAUUCAUACAGACCCAUGAAGUCGAAUGUUUCAUACAAGAAGCCAAGGCUGGAGUUCAGAGAUGAUGAUGAUGAAGAGCACUUCAUUGUCCCUGAUCUAGGCUAAAUUGCUAUAUGUAAGCUAUGUGUAAACAUUUCUCUAUGGGAAAGUAAGAAGGAAGCUAGAAACCUAUCUGUAUAAGGAGGAUGAUGCGUGGAUUCACUGUCAUAUCUUUAGUUUUGUUUAAGUUGAGUAACCUAUGUUGAGAGCUUAUUACACACUUUUCUAAUUUUCUGUCCGAAUCUUUAUAAAGUGUUUGUGUUUGAGUUUGUUCAUAUACCUCUUGGACAAGGAAUUUGCUACAAACUUGAAUAAUAAGUAAUCUUCCUCUGC